Syngnathoides biaculeatus (alligator pipefish) is the source of this 2176-nucleotide messenger RNA. RefSeq names its product solute carrier family 20 member 1a (gene slc20a1a). NCBI's taxonomy places the organism in Eukaryota, Metazoa, Chordata, Actinopteri, Syngnathiformes, Syngnathidae. Gene Ontology annotation, cellular component: membrane. Gene Ontology annotation, biological process: phosphate ion transmembrane transport. The record is from RefSeq and is a predicted model, not a curated record. Bases 308 to 2176 code for a protein of 622 amino acids. The transcript is spliced from 11 exons. Gene Ontology annotation, molecular function: phosphate transmembrane transporter activity.
CCCAACCAGGGGUGUGAAUCCCCAGACAAAGUAGCUCCUAAUCCCUCCACCACAAUAAGGUGGAACAUAACAUACAAAAAUGUCAAGUACAAAGUCACCCGAUGUCUAUGUUAUUCACGUCUCGCCGCAAUGGAUGUCAUUCCGGUCUUCCAGAACCCCUUGCAUCUUGCUUGGAGUCCCGCGGAGAAGCCAUACAUCCCCAGAUAGCGAUACAUGAUUCCAUUGUAUUAAUAUCUGUACCGAAGUCAUCCCAUAGUACCCCACUCAACUGACUCUUGGAUUAAAACUUCCAGUUUGCAAGUCACCAAUGGAUUCCGCCACACUGCUGCCCACCACGCCGUCUCAGGCCCCUCAGGCGGACAUGUCCGCUUACUUGUGGCUCUUGAUCUUGGGCUUCGUGAUUGCCUUCGUCCUGGCUUUUUCCGUCGGGGCCAACGACGUGGCCAACUCCUUCGGUACGGCGGUCGGCUCCGGGGUGGUCACCUUGCGACGGGCCUGCGUCCUGGCGACCGUCUUUGAGACGGUGGGCUCGGUCGUGCUGGGGGCCAGGGUCAGCGAGACCAUCCGAAAGGGCAUCAUUGACGUCCAGAUGUACAACGGUUCUGAACACGUCCUGAUGGCGGGGUCGAUAAGUGCAAUGUGGGGUUCUGCUGUGUGGCAGUUGGCAGCCUCCUUCCUGAAGCUGCCCAUUUCUGGAACUCACUGCAUCGUUGGAGCCACAAUAGGGUUUUCCAUGGUGGCCAAGGGUCAUCACGGGGUCAAAUGGGUGGAGCUUCUCCGCAUAGUGGCCUCCUGGUUCCUGUCGCCGGUCCUGUCUGGCAUCUUGUCAGGGAUUCUCUUUUAUUUUGUCCGCAAAUUCAUUCUUAAUAAGGCCGACCCGCUGCCCAACGGCCUCCGAGCUCUCCCGCUGUUCUACUCCAUCACCGUGGGGAUCAACCUGCUCUCCAUCAUGUUUACAGGCGCACCAAUGUUGGGGUUUGACAGGAUGCCGUGGUGGGGCACGCUGUGCAUCGCGGUAGGAUGUGCUGUCGUCACAGCGUUGCUGGUUCGCUUUGUCGUCUGUCCGCGCCUGAAGAGAAAAAUCAAUCAAAAAAUAGGCGCUGCUCCCGGUGAGACUCCUCUGAUGAAGAAGAACACUAACCGGGACGCUCAAGGAGUGCCGAUAGCAUUACCCCAGCACCCUCAACCGCAGAGCCCGCCAAAAGAUACUCAGAAUAUUGCUUUUAAACUUGGAGGCUCGGAAGAGGCGGACCUCGACAUGGAGCCCAAAGACUCUGAUGUCAGUAACGGUCUAGAUAGCAGUGUCGAUCCCAUGAUUAUCACAGAUCCUCACGGCGGACGACUGCAGACAAUCCAGAAAGACCCGGGUCUCUACAAAGACCUUCUCCACAAGCUGCACAUUGCCAAGGUGGGCGACUGCAUCGCUGACAGUGACGCAGAGGAGCGGCCCAUGCGGAGGAACAACAGCUACACCUCCUACACCAUGGCCAUCUACGGCAUCCACGGAGAACCCAAGAACAAGGACAACGACGACUGGACGCGGAGGUCCCGAGUGGACAGCUACAGCAGCUUCAACUCGGCAAUGAGCAGAGGAAGUUCGGCCAAGGAUGCCAGCGAGCCCGCUUGGGAGCAUCCUCCCGAGGAAGAUGAGCUCGAGCUCGACCAACCCGCCGUUUCCUGUCUUUUUCAGUUCCUUCAGAUACUAACGGCGUGCUUUGGCUCCUUUGCCCACGGCGGAAAUGAUGUCAGCAACGCUAUCGGUCCCCUUGUGGCCCUCUGGAUUUUGUACGAUAGCGGUUCUGUUGCAUCCAACGCAGCGACUCCUAUCUGGCUCCUUCUAUACGGCGGCGUAGGCAUCUGCGCCGGGCUGUGGGUAUGGGGUCGCAGGGUGAUUCAGACCAUGGGGAAAGACCUUACGCCCAUUACACCCUCUAGCGGCUUCAGCAUCGAGCUGGCCUCCGCCCUGACAGUGGUUGCGGCGUCCAAUCUCGGCCUCCCCGUCAGCACCACGCACUGCAAGGUGGGAUCUGUGGUAGCUGUGGGAUGGCUGCGCUCAAGGAAAUCAGUGGACUGGCAUUUGUUCCGGAACAUUUUUAUCGCCUGGUUCGUCACCGUUCCCGUCGCAGGUCUCAUCAGCGCUGCCAUCAUGGCUCUGUUCAUUUACGUCAUUCUCUGA